Messenger RNA from Nerophis lumbriciformis (worm pipefish), 987 nucleotides. NCBI's taxonomy places the organism in Eukaryota, Metazoa, Chordata, Actinopteri, Syngnathiformes, Syngnathidae. The record is from RefSeq and is a predicted model, not a curated record.
AUGUCAGGUUUGAAGCUAAUGAGGGCGAUCCGAGUGAGCGAGUUCGGUGCUCCAUCAGUCCUAAAACUGUGCGCUGACGUAGAAGUUCCGCAGCCUGGAAGUGGACAGGUGUUAAUACGUGUCCAUGCCUGCGGCGUGAACCCUGUGGAAACAUACAUCCGUGCUGGGACAUACAACCGGAAGCCCUUGCUUCCAUACACACCUGGCACCGAUGUAGCUGGCAUGGUAGAAAGUGUCGGAGAGGGCAUCACAGCAGUGCAGACAGGGGAUCGUGUCUUUACCACGUCCACUCUGACUGGAGGUUAUGCAGAAUUUGCUGUAGCUGCACAUGACAAUGUCCACAAGCUGCCUGAUACAUUAGACUUCAGCCAGGGAGCAGCAAUCGGCAUCCCAUACUUCACAGCCUACAGAGCUCUGGUUCACAAGGCUCAUGUAAAGGCAGGAGAGACUGUCCUCAUCCAUGGAGCCAGUGGAGGGGUUGGUCUGGCAGCAUGUCAGCUCUCUCGUGUGCUGGGCCUCAGGGUGCUGGGGACUGCUGGGACCAAAGAGGGAAUGGAGCUUGUGGCCAAAAAUGGAGCUCACCUGACAUUUAAUCACAGAGAGGUUGACUAUACUGACAAAAUAAUGGGAGCCACAGAAGGCCAAGGAGUAGAUGUGAUUGUGGAAAUGUUGUCUAAUGUCAACCUUAACAAAGACCUCCAAAUGAUGAAAUUUGGAGGUCGUGUAACGGUUGUAGGCUCAAGAGGGCCCAUAGAAAUUAACCCCAGAGACACAAUGGCCAAAGAGAGCAGCAUUAUAGGAGUUUCCCUUUUCUCUGCCACACCGACGGAGAGGAAGGAGUGUGCAGCAUUUCUUUUUGCUGGGAUGGAAGCUGGUUGGCUGCGUCCAAUUGUCGGGGACCAGUAUCGACUGGACAAGGCUGCUCAGGCCCACCAUGAUAUAAUCGAAUGCCGAGGGGCCACUGGAAAGAUUGUGCUGACUAUGUGA